AUGCUAAUGCUUGACUGGUCUACUUUUCUAAAAUUAUUUCAGGAAUCUCUUUCCUACGUUUCCUUUUUUACAAAUUCGCUACUAAUAUGGCUAAUUGUGACAAAAUCUCCAAAAACAAUGGGCUCUUAUAAGUAUCUUAUGGUUUUUACGUCGCUUUUCGAAAUUGGUUUUUCUCUUAUUGAAAUUUUGAUAAAAGCGGCACGAAAAAAUUUGUUUUAUAAUUUUCAGGAAGUAAAAACUCUGGGAUCAAUUUGGAUAAUUCAAACUGAUGAGGAUAAAAGUCUUCUGCCUAUAUCGGUUGCCAGUAUAUUUCUAAUGUGCUGGAGCGGCUCUUAUGGGACAACAUUGUUCAAUUUCAGUGGAGACUUGACUUUUCGUUACUUAACAGUCACCGGACGUAAAAAAUAUGUAACCGGAAAAAUCCUCUGGGUCUGGCUGUUUUUCCCUUUGGUUGGAGGCUUUCUUUUUGCACUAACUAUUGAGUUUUUCCUGGGUCAGACUAAAGAAAUGGACGUAAUCGUGAGUUUAUCUGGCAUAGAAGUUCAUCCAAUUUUGGCCUACUAUGGCUUCAGUCUCUAUAAGUCACUUCCCAAUUCCGAACCGAAGAUUCUCAAUUGGUUGCAUAUUUCGGGAUUUUUGUCAUUGCAGCUCUAGUGUUUGCCUCAUGCUCAGUCAUAUUAUGUUUCGCUCUGAAACUCUACAUGGAUGUGAAGAAAUGGAGUAGCCUGUCAAAGAAUCAAUCGAUGCCCUGUAAGGCACUUCAAUCUCAAUUAUUCUACUCAUUGAUUAUCCAAACUGCAAUUCCAAUAGUCCUUUUAUGCUUUCCAACUGGCUUGGCAGUGGUGGUUAUAUUUUUUGGAAAGGCUCAGAAGUUCAAUGGACAGGCACUGACGCUGACUGUAUCUUUGUUUCCUGCAAUUGAUCCAUUUCCCAGUAUGCUUAUUAUCAAACCGUAUCGGGUGGCAAUUAAAAGUUAGUUUGCCAAUGAAAAUCCUGUGUGACCGAGUUUUAUUAACAGAAAAAUAAUGUUGUUUCUACAAAAAAUUAGCUGCAACACUUCAAACUUUGGGUGA
Molecule: messenger RNA, 1073 nt
Organism: Caenorhabditis elegans
Lineage: Eukaryota; Metazoa; Nematoda; Chromadorea; Rhabditida; Rhabditidae
Source: the annotation of a RefSeq genome assembly